This is a messenger RNA of Meloidogyne enterolobii, 476 nucleotides long. The record is from the annotation of a GenBank genome assembly. NCBI's taxonomy places the organism in Eukaryota, Metazoa, Nematoda, Chromadorea, Rhabditida, Meloidogynidae.
CGACUAAAAUGAAGGAUGAAAACUUAGAACUUGGAAAAUAUGAAGGGGAAAAUUUGGAAGGGAACAAUAAUUCAAUGGAUUCCAGUGGUUUGCCCUAUCCGAGAUUCUAUAAUGGCACAGAAGACUUCACCGCCUAUAUAAAAAACUUCAACCGUAUUGCAACAGCCCACAAUUGGACUCCCCCAAGAUGUGCUCAGAUAUUACCACUUUAUCUUCGUGGGGCAGCCCUUGCAAUUUAUGAGUCGAUUCCUGGGGAGGAAAAAUCGAAUUGGAGGUCCUUACUAGAAGGGUUGGUUAAAAGGCUAAAAAAGACGUCAAAUAAAGAAACCGCUCGCUUAAAAUUGGUUGAAAAAAAGCAAGAAGUGGGGGAAUCAAUUGAUGAAUUUUCACGAGAUUUGAAGGAUUUAGCAGAGGCGGCUUAUCCUGGGGGCUCUUUUGAAAUUUUUUGGAAAUUUGAAAUUUUUUUUUGGGGUUGA